Notolabrus celidotus (New Zealand spotty) is the source of this 3141-nucleotide messenger RNA. Its product is annotated as NACHT, LRR and PYD domains-containing protein 12-like. The record is from RefSeq and is a predicted model, not a curated record. The coding region runs from base 44 to 3028 and encodes 994 amino acids. The transcript is spliced from 8 exons. Lineage: Eukaryota; Metazoa; Chordata; Actinopteri; Labriformes; Labridae. Gene Ontology annotation, molecular function: protein binding.
GUUCGGGGUCUAGCUAAUGGGUUCUGUUUUGAGUUAGUCACAUAUGCUUGAAGUCAUUCAGCAUACUAACCAUGAUCUCAUUCAUCUUUCAGAUUUCAUCCAGAGCUGCCAAAAUGAACUGAAAUCUUUCCUUAAAGAUCAAACUGAUCAUUUGUUUCAAGGCACAGAAGACGACGGUUCAUCAGUGCCUUUGGACCGGAUCUACACGGAGCUCUACAUCACAGAGGGAGGCAGCGGGGAGGUCAAUACUGAACAUGAAGUCAUUCAACUAGAGUGUCAAAGGUCUUCAAGUGAGGAGAGGAAGAUCAACCUCAAUGACAUCUUUAAACCUUUAUCAAAAGAAGACACGGCGCCCCGGAGAGUCCUGACGAAGGGGAUCGCUGGCAUCGGAAAAACUGUCUCUGUGCUGAAAUUCACUCAGGACUGGGCGAGAGGAGAAGCCAACCAAAACAUUCAGUUCUUAUUUCCAUUCACAUUCAGAGAGUUGAAUUUAAUGGACGAUGAGGAAUGGAGUCUUCUGGCUUUGAUUGGCCACCACUAUGAUGACGUGAAGGGUUUGGACGCCUCAAACUACGAAGGGUUGAAUGUCUUGUUCAUCUUUGACGGCCUGGACGAAAGCAAGUUCCCUCUGAACUUCAAGAAAAACAAGACGUGCUGCAGUGUUACAAAGCCGACCACCGUGGACGUCCUGCUAACCAACCUGAUCAAUGGCAAACUGAUGCACAAAGCCUCGGUCUGGAUCACAAGUAGACCAGCAGCAUCCGCAAAGAUCCCCCCCAAGUUCAUCAACAGGGUGACCGAGGUCCGAGGCUUCAGUGAUGAGCAGAAGGUGGAGUACUUUCAGAGGAAAGUGAGCGACCAGUCGAUGGCUCAGAGGAUCUUAGAUCAUCUUCAGUCCAAGCCCCUGAGAAGUCUCUACAUCAUGUGCCACAUCCCCGUCUUCUGCUGGAUUUCAGCCGAAACCCUCCAGAGUCUCCUGACGCAAAACCACAGCGGCGAGCUGCCAAAGACUGUGACCGAAAUGUACACACACUUCCUGAUUGUUCAGAGGAAGAUAACACAGGAGAAGGAUUAUCAGGACCAUGACACGGACAAAGAGUUGAUCGUGAAGUUGGGAAAGCUGGCCUUCGAACAGCUGCAGAAAGGCAACAUCAUCUUUGAAGAGGACGACUUCGAAAGUUGUGGAAUCGCUCUAAGACCAGCGGCAGAUUACUCCGGGGUCUGCACGCAGAUCAUCAAAAAAGAACACGGGUUUCACAAACGAGCGAUGUACUGCUUCAUACAUUUAAGUGUGCAGGAAUUUCUUGCAGCUCUUUAUGUUUUAGAGACAUUCUUGGACAGUGGACAACGUCUACUUGUCAGCCAGACACGCGUGAAGAUGAAAGGGAAACAUUCAGUCAUCUUCCUCCACAGGGACGCUGUGGAUCUGGCUUUAGCCAGCGACUACGGACAGUGGGACUUGUUCCUGCGCUUCCUGCUCGGUCUGUCACAGGAUGAAAAUCAGAAGCUUAUGAAGAAAGUCUUAAGAAAUAAAGACGGACAUCAAUGGAGCAACGAAGUGACAAUCGACUACAUCCAUGACAAGAUCAAGAAACUGUCCUACACCGACCAGAGUAUCAAUCUGUUCCACUGUUUGAGUGAGCUGGGGGACCGGUCUCUGGUGGAACAGGUCCAAAACUACCAGCGCUCAGGAGAUGUUGGUAAGAUCUCACCCUCACAUUGGUCAGCUCUGGCCUACCUGCUGCUCGUUUCCUCUGAAGACCUGAACCUCUUUGACCUGAGGCAGUUCUCGGGGUCAGAUGAAGUCCUGGAGAGGCUGCUGCCCGUGUUCAGAGUGUCUAAGAAAGCUGUGUUGACUGAGUGUACGCUCACGGACAGAUGUUGUUCCUUUAUCUCAUCGGUCCUCAGCUGGAAGUCGUGUGUUCUGGAGGAGUUAGACCUGAGCAGAAACCAGCUUCAGGACUCUGGGAUGAAUCUGCUCUCUGAGGGUCUGAGGAGUCCCAACUGCAAGCUCCAGAAGCUCCUUUUGAUGGACUGUGGCGUUACAAAGACGGGAUGUCAGUCUUUGGGCUCUGCUCUGACCUCAAACCCCUCCCACCUGAAAGAUCUGGAUCUCAGUAAAAACAAACUACUGGAUGAAGGACUGGGACCUCUUUCAGAAAUCCUCCAUUACUGUUCUUUGGAGACCCUGAGGUUAUGUGAGUGUGGCAUCGCAGGACCUAUAGGUCUCAACUUGAACCUGAGAAACCUGGAUCUGAGCAGGAACCCUCUAGGUGGACCAGCAAUCAUCCAGCUCUGCUGCUUUUUGAAGGACCCCGGCUGUCGGCUGGAGAGACUGUGGCUUUCAAAGAUCAACCUACGAAUGGACAGUGCUGCAGCUCUCACCUCGGCUCUGGCUCAGAACCCUUCCCACCUGAGGGAACUGGACCUGGGCUCCAACAACCUUGGUGACGGUGGAGCGAGUCAGAUCGCAGGUUUGCUGAGGGAUCCAAACUGCAGAGUGGAAACCCUGAGACUGGCUGGGUGUCGGUUUUCACAGGUCGGCUGUAAAGAGCUGGCUUCUUCUCUGAGGUCAAACCCCGCCCACCUCAGAGUCCUGGACCUGUGGAGGAACGAUCUCAGAGACGCCGGGGUGGAACACCUGUCUCACUUCCUGGAUGAGCCUCUCUGUGAGCUGGAGACCCUGAGUCUGAAAGGCUGCUCGCUAACAGCAGCCUGCUGCCCACACCUGACCCACAGCGGCUCCUCGUCUCUCAAAGACCUGGACCUGAGCUACAACCAGCUGACGGACCAGGGGGUGGAGCUGCUCUGUGAUUGGCUGAAGAAACAUUGUUGUUUGGAGACACUGAGGCUGUCGGAGGUAACAAACAGCGGCUGUGCUUCUCUGGCCUCGGCUCUGAGGUCAAACGUACGGCUCAGAGAGCUGUACCUCGGGAAGACUGAUCCCGGGGGGUCUGGUGUUGAGCGUCUGUCUGAGCUGCAGGGGGACAGUCAAUGCGGACUGAAGACUCUGGUGGUGACAGAGUGAUCCACGACAGGAGAGCCUGACACGACGGAGGUCAUCAGUCGGUUCUCAGUCUGCCUUCUUUCUUUCUCUCUUUGUUCUUUCCAUGUUUCCUCAUCCUUUAUGUCUCCUUCUCU